AUGUUUGCAACUGCAGUUUUACUAUUCCUUAUUCGCACCGUUGCGAGUUGCCAAAAGUCACGAUGCAACGGAACGUCCUCGUUACCAAACGCCCGCUUAAUAGGAAGAGCCUUCCUUGUACAAGAAGCUAAAAGCACGGGAGACUGCAUUGACAUCUGUGACAAGCUUUCACAGUGUCGAAGUAUAAACUUCAAUUGGGUUCAUUUUCUCUGUGAAUUAAACAAAGCCGAUGUCCAUAUUGCUCCCCAAAGUCUUAUUACUUCUAAAGGAUUUGUGUACUUGGAUAAUCCAUGGAUAAAAUUUCAGCUGGUGAGUUGUGGGAAGGUAAAAUGUUAUUGGUAAACAGCGUUUAUGUAUGUUUUUUUGUUAUUUUAAUGUUUUGUUUUUUAUUCAACCUGUUUUCUACAGAGUUGUUAUAAUGCUAAAGUUUCCGCGGAUUUAAAAAUUAAAAAAACAGCCUGUUUAGUUUUUGUUGAGUUUGUUACGUAAUACGAGAAUGCAGCUGCGUCGUAUUAUUUUCUGUGGUAGCUCUAUUAGGUGUAAUCUUAAGAUUUAAGAAGGGAGGUGAAAUAAUCGACCAGCAUUGAAACCGAACAACAUAAGGUACAGUAGCGUCAUCGUUUCGAACAUUUUUUAUUUUAGUCGUCGAUCCUUGUGAGUUCGGAAAAACAAUGUUUUCAUAAACUCUCCUCUUUAGAGCGUUUUUAAAAGUUGGGUUUUCGUUUUGAGGCGAAUAUAGAAGAAAAUAACAACAACAAGCCGUUUUAUUACGGGUGGAUUCAUUUGCAACAUACACGGAUAGCUGCCGCAUUUGCCUGUUGAAUUUUCAUCAGUUGCUUUAAAGCCUAAAAACAAUAGGGAAAUGCUGACAGCUAUACGCGUAUGUUGUAGUCUGCGUAGCUGGUGGGAUUCUUGUGUCCGGGGUAAUUUCAUGACGGCCACGCGGAACUACCACGCGAAGCGAGGGUUGAAGCCUCGCGCUAAUCCCGCCAGCUACGCAGGCUACGUGUGUUGCAAAUGAAUCCACCCUAUGUAUACUUGUGGACGGGGCCUCAAAUUCUCUCGAGAGUUGAAUUCCAUGCAUCUGACUUGACAAGUUGUGAAAAUUACUGCAUUUGCAUGGUCUCAGUGGAAUAAGAAAUAUGUUGAGCUUCCUGUUCUAUAAUUUGCAUUGUAUUUAGUCACUUUGGUCCCAUUUAAGCUGAAGGUCACAGCUUAAAAAUGAAUCAAGUGAAACAGGGUCUGGUCAUGUGUGGUGAUUCAACUCUGCUUGAACCUUGCCAAGGAGUGACUUGAAAAGUUAAGGGCUGAGUUGUUUGAGGGCAAGACACAGGGACUAAAAGAGAGGCGAGAUGAAAAUUGUGUUUUGGACGCCGUAAAUCAAACGAAUGUAUGUAUUAUUCAGGUAUUACUCAAUAUGGUGGUUUUCUUUUUUCUUUUUUUUUUUAUUUCAUUUUUAUAACUUUAAUUUUUUUUUUCCGCGAAAAAGUUGAAAUUUGUUAUGGCGCCGAAACACAGGUCACUAGUGCAGGCACAGUUGAGAAGACUGGUUAUGAAAGCCCGCAAACAUCAAAGAUGAAAACAACGGUGUUGCAGAUUAUUUUGGAAACUCCAUGACCGUGCACAUGCAAUCCUUUGUUUUUUGUUGCAAAUUGUGGCUGAAUAAAUUAAUGCCAUGUUUCUACAGAGUGUUUUCACAUGACGUCAUGGCGGCCAUAAUGGUGUUCCAAAACAAUGAAACGGCGGUCAUGUUGGUGUACCAAAACAACCCUGUGGGAAUUGAACUCUUUUCUUAUGUAAAAACCUUUUUUGUUCCAAUAGAUUAGCAUAGAUGCUGGCCAGGUGAGUGAAAACGCUCUAUUGGCCAGUAAGUUCAAAAUGGUAGAACAAGAAGAAGAAGAACAACAAGAAGACUGUCGGGCUUCAUAACCAUUCCACUUUAUUAACUAUGGUACAGGUCACUCCUCUAUUGAUAAGAUAUAAAUUACUGCAUAAGCAGUUUCCCCGCUAAAUUUCGGAUCGUGAUUAGGGCUAUGGGACACUUUUGGUGUUGUUUAUUUACCGUAGCACGGUGACCUGUAAUCAAACCUGCAUUUGUGACCUGUCCCAGUUGAGGAUAUUCGGUUAAGAAUUUUGGUCGUUUAAGGGCUUAAUAUUGGUGGGAGGUCCGGGAUGCAGGAUUAGAAUCCAUGUAACUAAGCUAAAGUCCAACAAUGCUAAAUGUCGCCAUUUUCUACUUGUUUAUCAGACAUCGUGUGCGCACAUUCAGCAAUUAGUCCCGGAUGCUAAAUCUGGCUACUACUGGGUUCACAUAAAAGGCACGAAGGCACAAGUGUACUGCGACAUGGACAAUUAUGGUAUGAACGCUUUGUGUCCUGCAUCACUUUCAAUUGUCUUUAUUGCUACUUAAUCCACAUCUAAAUUUACUAGCUACAGCGGCAGCUAAGUAGGAGGAGGGGAGGCGGGGGCAGGGAGUGGUAGGCCUAGAGAAUAAUUUGCGGCAAGGUUACUCGAAAUGGCAGAUAAAAGAGCGGAAGGAAGGAAGCGGGUGGAAGCCGGGAGCGUCUUUUUCGAAAAAUACAGGUUUACACGUAGCGUACGUUUUCGAAUCGUUUUCUCCCUUUUACAUGAAAGCGCUUCAACAAUGGAAAUACAUACCAGGUUAAUUUUGAAAACUGGGGAAUACCUUAACUACUUAUGUUCACAAUUUGAGUCUUUUUUUAAUUCUUGAAAACUGUUUUUUCUUUUCACUAAUUGACUUAAAAUUGUUGAAGCUUGUUGAAUUCUCAAAAACAUACCACUGAAGACACUGAGGCCUGGUUCAGACGCCGUACUUUUCAUGUGCCGAACCUAAUUGAAUAAGUUCGACUUUGGAGCGACACGGGCGCGACAUCUGAUUCAGAGGGCGCGCCUUUUGUCGCAGUUAAGUUCGACAAAAGUUCGACAGACUCUGUAGAACUUAAUGCCUUUGCCGCACCAAACUAAAACUGGGGUACCAAAUAGACUUCUUUAGCUGGUAUGUUUUGUUUUCCCAAUAGACGUCCCGAGGGGAACUUGACCCAUUGUCUUCUCAUAAAUUAUGCGAAGAUAUGCACGUGAAUAAGACGAAAUUUGAAUAAAUAAAUAAAUAAAUAAAGUGUCUUUAUUGUUCAAAAGAUAAAAUUACACAUCUUAUGUUACAUAAAGGAUAUUACACGGUGGCGCGAAGAUAUGAAUUUUAUUUUUGCGCGAGUGAGUAAAAUAUUGUUUUUGCCACGAGAAAAUAAAAUUCAUAUCUUUAAGCCGCCGUGUAAUGUCCUUUUUAUUAUAUAAACAAAAAGACAUCGAUAAAAUAAUAGAAGGAAAUGACCGAAAUUUACGUCAUCGAUAAACUCACUUGCGAGAUUAUGGAAAAUAAACCACUCGGGUCCCGGAUGUAGUUUUAUGAAUUUUACGAGUGGUAUAUUUUCCAGUAAAACACUCGUGUCUAUUUAAUAAAUUUAAAUAUAACAAUGUUAAUAGGCAAAAGUAUGUCUCUAAAUAAGAUUAGGAUAUACAUAGAAACAAAUACAAAAUCGAAUACAGAAAGUACACUAUUUACAAAGGUACAUUAUACUUAAAGACAAUUCUAUAAAAGAAUGUAUUCUUAAAACGGUCCGUGUGAAUGGCGGGCAUUGCGGGAGGUUUAUUCCUUAAGUUGUAUCUUGUAAUCUUAGUCUCAGGGAAGUUAGCUCUAAGAGGGUAGUUCGGGAUACUAGAAACCUUCCUACAAAUUCUAUGAUCUUGCACAGUAAUUCACCUAUCUCUAAUUUCUUGGAUAUGUAUCUGCGUUUAAAACAUCGAUCUAAAAACUGCUGGGCCAUAGUUAGCUCUGAUUCAGAGGCCCCAUACACAGAUAAAGCAUAAGUAAUAUUUGGUAGAACUAUGGAACUAUGGAAUGGAAUGGAACAGUUCUCUAGAGUAUUAGCACAUGACCAGUGUACUGGGAAAACAAAACAUACAAGCUAUAAAGAGGUCUAUUGAAUCAGACGCCGCUCUAUUGCCGUACUUAAUUCAUCAAUUGGGCACAUGAGUGGAGCGGUGUUUGCACCGGAACUUAGGGUACGUUCACACGGCGCACCGCACGAAUUUUCAACUGCUUGAAAAUUCGUGCGGAAUAUAUAAGGUGUUCCGUUCUAAACGAACCACCACACAGAAACUUUAGAUACGUAGCCAUUCAAAGUUCCUUGUGAACAGAACAAAAAUAUUGAAUGGUCCCCUUUGAACUUAGACUUUCUAAAAGUCCUUUAUUUUUUUCCUGGUUGGUUAUGCCAUUUUAACUUUUCAUACCUUAUUUGGCGGGAAAUUUUCCUGUAGAAAGUUCUACCCGUGACGUCAUGAUAAUUGACCAAUAGGCAGUGAACAAUAUUUCAUGCCACUCCCGACGCAGCAUUUGUCAAUCAUUGUUUUCCCGCGUAAAUUUAUAUUAUGAUUCAAAUCCAUUUAGGGAAAACAAGUCGAUCUCGAGACUCCCUUGCUCGCUCGGUCGCUGCACGACCUCAUGCAUUGAAGCUCGCUUCACUGUUUUUAAGAACAACCGGUUGAAAAUUCGUGGGUAUAGAAGCUGUUCCGUUCAAAUGUAACCACUACAACCGUACGGAAAUUUAGACGCGUAGCCAUUCAAAUUUCCGCGUGAACAGAACGAAAAUAUUGAAUGGUCCCGUGUGAGCGAAGUGCCCGGUAAAAAUUUUCAGCCGGUCGAAAAUUCGUCUCACGGUAUUUUCAAAGACUUAUAAUAACUUCUCUAGUGGGGUUAAUUAACUCCUUACCAUGGGAGUUAUUGUUGGGGGAGUUAUUUUAUCAGUCCAAAAAGGGAGUUUCAAGAAUUCUUUUUCAGUAGUAAAAAUCCCCCCUGGAUUUGGAGUUAAUAUUGACGCGUUAAAGUAACCCCCAAAAAGGGGUUAUCAUGUACCUAAAAUUUUUACAUUUUUGGAGUUAUAAUAACUCCUUAAAAAUUACGAUGUCGGUGCCAUGUGAACGUAACUUGAAUAAUGUAUGGCGAAUCGAAUUAGUCACGGAAAUCAAUGUACCCCAACCUCCAAUAACGUCUUUUGGAAAGCUUCCAGUCCACUAAAAGCCCUAAAAAGAAUGAUCAUUUAUAUCAUUUGAAACAUUAGGUGGAGGAUGGACGCUUGUUGCAAGCAUCAGUUCUUCCAGCAAUGACCAUCUUUUGAGAGCAGAAGUCAACUGCUACAAUUUAACACGUUGCGUUGAGUUCACCAACACGUCAAUUCCAUGCAGAAAGUUAUCAGAUCAGGAUAUUCACGAGAUUGCAACACAGGAAGGUAUAUACUGUAUUUCCUAGAAUAAGCGCCUUCCCCGAAUAAGCGUCCAACCGUACCCCUUUCGAAUAAGAGCUCCCGUUCCCUCCCCUCUUACUUUCCCAAAUAGUAUGGCUACAAGAAAACCUGUUUCUAUCGCCACAUUAUUGAUGUCAUAAUCGAUAUUUGAUGAUGAUGAUAAUCAUAAUCGUAAUCAGUUCUUGUUUUGCUAAAAAGAUGCUUUCCAAAAAAAGGGAUUUUUCUCGCUUAAAAUGUCAGCUUAAGCGAAAAAAGUUGACAGAGCAUUUUUGUAAAGACUUUUCAAGUUUCAGCCGAAAAGGGAAUGGGCAAUGAGUAAACUUGUCGAGUUUUCAACUCAAAAGCGUUUUCAAAUUGGUGCUUGCGUGGUUAGCGCGCGAAAAGCAAUACACCUUGACGUCACAACCAUGUUUACAUACUCUUAUGCAAACACGCCUCUCGGCCUAUCAGAGCGCGCGUACUAUCUUAGUUAUUUUAUAAAAAGGCUUAUAAGUGUGUGGGUGUGUGUGUGUUUGUGGGUGGAGGAGACUUAUAAGCGGUAGUUUAAGGUCUACCGUUGGACGGAACAUGCACAUAAGCAUGCAAACAAACAUUGGGACUAUAAGCAGGUAUAAAAAGCUAUGAAUUUCAUGCACAAGGUUACGAAACAGGUCACCAAUACCAAAAGCCAGGUGGUCCAUAAAAAUCCUUGCUAAGUGCAUGUUUGCUUUAAAUUUUUGUCAAUGGCAAAUAUUCUGACUACGGUCUUACUAACUAGGUACCUUCAGGGUUGAUCAAGUCACAGAUGGAUACACCGCAUUUUAUCAGGUAAAAGCGUACGUAGUUAGCUUGCUGCUGUGCAGUGGGAGGAUUAAGGUUUCAAGGAUUCUUUAUCUGCAAGGUUUUAUUCAUUUAAAAGUUCUUUGAAACCUUGCCUUAUUCAGAAUCGUUGCAUAUUGCGCUCUUCUUUCUCUUUAAUCUUUUGCUUCAAAACUCAUAACCUUGUCGUUCUAUAAGAACUUCAAAAACUCAUAAAUAAUUCAUAAAUAAAAACAAAAAAAAAUUAAUGUUUAAUUAGUGUCUUUACAUCUGAUUAAGACACAGCUAAGCUUUAUGGCCAAUUUUUAAGACCAAAAUAACUUCAAAUCUUAAUAUUAGCGAAAGAAUGAAUUGAUUUAUAUGAGAGAUUUUGUAGUCGUUCAUAAAACGAGCAGUCGUGUAUUAUCAGAUUUAAAAACUCUCGGCUUCCCUUCGAGGUUUUAAACCCGAUAAUAGACUCCUGCUCGUUUUUUAAACAGCACCUGUUAUUCACCUUGUUUUCUUCUAUGUAGUGGUCAUUGAGAACUUUUAACAACACUUAGUUAACCAUUUUUUCAUUGUUCAGCUAUUUUUUUUGCUAUCUUUGAUAUUCCGUGAAAUUAUCCCCAUGUCCUAGCUUAUCUAGUUUUGCUAUGAUCUACGAUAUCUAUCUAAUAGGCGGCGUUUUGGAGCGAUGAAGUCACAUGAUGACCCAACCACAUGAAAAAAUUUACUUAAAGGGCUAAGUUCCUUUAAACCACUUAACCCUUUAAGCCCUAAGACUGAUGAGCAUCAAAUUUCUCCUUGUAAUAUCAAUGCUUUGUAAAACAGAGUGGUCAUGAGAAUUACAGACAAGAUCGCACACAAGGUGAAUUUGCUUGAUAUUUUAUCAACUUCUUGCCACAACUUCUGUAGGAAAUGACUAGGAGCAACAAAUGAGAAUUCUCAUUUUGAUCCUAGGGUUUAAAGGGUUAAUAAGGACACUGAGAGGACACUGAAAGUACUAUGUGGGGUUUGACUGUACGGCCAGCUGUAAUGCGUGCGCAUUACAACUUUUUUUUGUUUACUAUUUUACAGAUUCCAGGUGGAGUGAGACAGUUUAAUUCUGAAUGCUACACCUAUAGGUAAUAAAACUACAAUACCAACGAUGAAAUUUUGUAACUCUUAAAAUGUCCCGUCCAACCCAACCUUGCUUUGCCCGCCGUUACUCAUCAUACAAAUUCAUUUCCUUUUGAUGUCUUGACAGGGGCGGAUCCAGGAUUUUUUUUAGGAGGGGGUGCACUCGUCUCUUGCUGUGCUUCAACACCAACAAACCACAUAGUUUUUUUUUGGCAGAAUACCAGUUGUAUUAGAAAACCGCAGGUCAUCUGGGGGGCGCAUUUAGCACCCUCCCCUAGAUCCGCCCCUUUGAACCCCUUUGGAUAAUCGAUUCAAACAUUCUUUUGACGUUUAGAUUAUAAUCAUCAAAUUCUUUUACAUUGGAUUAUAGUGACACCGUGUGGAAUUUCUGCGGAGUCAGCAACAGUUCGUCAUUAGACAGGCUUCAAAGAGUACCGCUAAAAUUGUUUCCAAAAUAAGGGACAGCGACAAAGCUUUAUCUUAUCUUAAGCGGUCGUCACUCGUUAAUAGACGUUGAGAAUCAUGUUGAUGAACUCCUUGAAAUAUGCAUUAAAGGAUCCUGCCUGCAAUAACUAUUUCACUUUGACAGCUCCAUAAAUAAUCGCACUACUAGGCAAAUGAACAGAUUGCACUUGACAAGCGUUCGAAAUUACAUGCCUGAAAACUCUUUUUACUACAAUGGUUGUAUAACAAAAACUUUUAAUGUUUUUAUUGAUUUUAUUCCAUAUUUAUUGUAACUGUAUAUAGUCCAGUAGAAUUCAUAUCUCUGUAUUGUAUAGCUUUAAUUCGUUUUUAAUUAUCAUUUUAAUUUUAUCAGGGCCCCGGUAAUUGAUAGCAGAGGUAAGUCGUCGGAAUGGGCAACCUUGAUACGAAUAAACAGAGGUCUUCCGUCUCUCUUACCUAAAAACCCGAACCUGGUGCUGCUUUAGACAGUUAUCUCUAUAAGUAAAACCUUGCUGCAUUUUUUUUCUUCCCAGCUGCCCUCGAAUCAUAGUGUCGCACGAGUACCCUUAUCACUGGGAAUCAAAUUGCAAGGGGGUACUGAACGGUUACCCUAUAUGGACUGGCGGUGAAUGUCACAGAGGUAAAUGAACUUAGGCAAUCUUUAUUGAGCGCUGUCACUCCCUGACCAGCAUCUACGCAAAUUUAUGGAAAGAGCAACAAAAGCGUUAGAGCGAUUUUCGUUUGACCUUGAAAAGAGGAUUCGGUAAGUGUUCGUUAUUUGUUUUGGAUGAAAAGAUCAGAACAUGAACUCUUCGUUUUCCAGCCAAAGAAAAUCCUAAUAUGGAGAAGACAUUGAUCGAUUGGCCAGUCGUGUUGCAGUAUGACGUCAAAGCCAAGUGUCGAUUGAUUUCCAAAAAGUUCUCGGGGAAGGAAGUUUUAUAGACUGUUCACAGUCCCCUAUUUUUCCGUGAGAUCGUCGAGAUAUAGCACGUCUUCCCAGUAAUGGCGGUCAUCUUGAUUUUCAAAUGUACCGUGGGGGCGGGCGUCGGGGAUUAUAGCUCUAGGGGGAGGGGCGCCCCCGCCCCUAAGUAGUUUUCACACUCAUGCAUGAUGGCAGCCCGUAACGAAAAGUGCUCGAUCUCGACGAUCUUACGGGAAAAUAGGGGACUGAACAGUCUAGAAGUUUGUUUCACCCUAGCGUUCGCUCAAUCAACCAAAGGCCACGCACGUUCGUAUCCGUUCGAUAAACCAAUGAAAUUGCUCUAUUUUCCUUCUUUUGUUCUUUCUCUUUUGUUCGCGCUUUUUCAUUUUAAGGUCAUACGAAAAUCGCUCUGUGACGUCAUAUGAGAGGGAGCUUUUCAAUGUGUAUCUGACUUUGGUAAUACACUGGCUGGCACGGUUUUCUUCUUUUUUAACUUGUUUUCAUUAGUAUGGAACAACUAAUACAAAUACUGUGAUUUCCAUGUAAAUUUAUGUUAACACGAAAACGGAGGUUUCCAAAAACGUGCUAGGACUGCUCCGCUUAAGAAACACACCCCUCCGUAGUAAAUAAAGCUACGGUACAAGGGGCGAAAAAAACGUGCAACUUGUUUUCAGUAUUGCGGCAAAAACAGUGGGAAGGCUAUGUUAAGCGUUUUACCACCCACGUUCAAACCUGUCUUGCAACAAAUUAGCUUGUUACAAGUUGAUCCAAAUUGUAUUGAAUACUGACUUCAAAAAUUACGCUUGGGUUACACCAUACACGGGAGCUAUGUAGCUUGCUGCAAAGCAAGUUUGCCUUUCAUUUGGACCGGUAAUACGCACAACACGAUGCAUGUACAGAUUUGUUGCAAAUUGCAGGGCUACUCUCUAGUUUCCGUACCUUUUUCGCAACCUGCGUCAACCUGAUUUGUUGCAAGACAGGCAUAAUAAUUCGUACAGGCAUAUUGAUUCGUGGGUGGAAAAACGUGCACAUGAGAUAUGUGCAGUCUUUCGUCCACCAACAAUCAGUGGAAGGAUGUACAGUCGUUAAGGUGUAUAUUUUAAAUCAAUGACGAGUUAGUUUUUUCCUAGAGGAAAAACAUCAGCACCCGACGUUUUCAGUAGCUGUUUGUUUAUCCCUCGCGCGCAUUUUGAGACAAGUUCAGUGAUGGUCAGUUACUAUGGUUACGAGACAUGACGUCAUAAGUACCGGGUGGUCAAGCCUUUUUUGAGAGGAAAUACAUGUUUUUUCAUCUUCUUUCAACAAUAAAAAUAAAGUUUGUAGAUUAAAUGAUGCAAAGUGCUUAUUCAUGUGUUAUUUUACAAGUCAAGCACAAAAAAUUACCAUUUAUCGCGGUUUUAACCUGAUUUCUAAUUCUUGGUAAAAUCUAAAAUGGCGGCCAAAAGGGCGAUCAUUUUUGGUGACGUCACAGGCCUCCAGUAGCGCCACCACACAUAAAAUAUACCUCAUCGUGUUAAGAAGAUCAAAGGCUUGCAACAUAUCAAAAACUCUGGGGAGGGGUUCCAUCAACCCCCCCCCUUGUACCAUGGUGAAGCUAUGAAUUUGCUUGUACGUCCGAGGGUUAAUAACUCAAACAAAUCAUUUCACUUUCGCACUGUUUUGUUCCUAAGAAUACUGAACCUGAGAGAGAUGUCCAAGCAACUAAAGCCUAUAUUGGAAUUCAUCUCUCUUACCGUACUAUCUCUGAGUUCGAGUGAAUAUUCUCCAUAUCUUUCUUUUCAACUUUAUUCUUUCUCAAUUAGUUUUCGAUAUGCACGACAACGUCCACGACUGCGGCGGAGUAUCAUGGCACUCUUCGAAGAUUGGUACGUUUGUGUUUUAUUCUAAAUCUUACGUUAAUAGAAUCAACGUUAUAGCUCGAAUAAGCGCCCAGUAGUUGCGCCUCUUUCAGGUAAUUUAGCGCCUUUAAACAACUCGAAAAAUAUAAGUAAGCGACCCUUCAAAUAGGCGACUCGCCCCUCCCUUGUCAUGUUUACUAGGCUUUAUUCGCUUGUGCCGGUAGCGCGGCGUGUGAGCACAUGGGAUCUGCGCUAUCUAUCCAUUAUCACAACAAUUAACCAUAAAACUAACGUAACUGGAGCCUACCAUCAACAACAUUUAUAAUUCAAGUUCUAUAAUUUGUUCCCCUUUGUUUACAGAUACAGAGCGGGUACUUUACGGAUAUCCCUGUGAUGGUUUAAGUGGAAUAUAUCCUAAUAAGGAAGGACUCCUGUUCGUCAAAUGA
Porites lobata is the source of this 10864-nucleotide messenger RNA. The record is from the annotation of a GenBank genome assembly. NCBI's taxonomy places the organism in Eukaryota, Metazoa, Cnidaria, Anthozoa, Scleractinia, Poritidae.